GUACCAGAAGGCACUCGGGCUCUGCAGCACACAAGUCGUGGAGUACUUGGCGGUGAUCGGGCCCCUGCGCAGUCUCAAGAUUUACCCCAUGGUGAUCGGGCUUAUCUGCCAGUUUCAGAUGUACCAGAAGGCACUCGGGCUCAGCACACAAGUCGUGGUGUACUUGGCGGUGAUCGGGUCCUUGUGCAGGGUGCAGACGUACCUGGAGAAGAUUGGAUUACGAGCCUUAGGGUACCUCAAGGAGACGAUCGACCUCGAGCUCUAUUACAGGCCAAAGCGUCGGGACCACUAUGUGGAGGGAUUUAGCGACGCGAGUUUCGCGCCACAUGGUUCUCGAAGUGUGGGUUGCUGCCUUACAAGGUAUUUGGAGCAACCAGUGGCUUGGAGGUGCGGCCGCCAGGCUUUAGUAGCCUUGAGCGUAGCGGAAGCAGAGCUUGUGGAAGCUAUCAGCGCUGCUCAGAUGUCCUACGGUGUGAUUGCAGUUACAAGUGAACUGCAUACAACGGGGCCUACGUUGGUUUUAAAGGUUGAUAACGCUGCGGCGGUUGGCCUCUGCAACGAGUCGGUGUUAAUCAACUGGGAGAUUUGGGGACGAAAGCGUUCCAUCGUCCUCGUCUUCAACAACUACUACAGCUUUGGGGCCUU
Molecule: messenger RNA, 645 nt
Organism: Symbiodinium necroappetens
Lineage: Eukaryota; Dinophyceae; Suessiales; Symbiodiniaceae
Source: the annotation of a GenBank genome assembly